Messenger RNA from Adelges cooleyi (spruce gall adelgid), 2675 nucleotides. RefSeq names its product CCR4-NOT transcription complex subunit 3 (gene Not3). The coding region runs from base 7 to 2127 and encodes 706 amino acids. Gene Ontology annotation, biological process: nuclear-transcribed mRNA poly(A) tail shortening; regulation of DNA-templated transcription. The transcript has 11 exons. The record is from RefSeq and is a predicted model, not a curated record. NCBI's taxonomy places the organism in Eukaryota, Metazoa, Arthropoda, Insecta, Hemiptera, Adelgidae. Gene Ontology annotation, cellular component: CCR4-NOT core complex; nucleus; P-body.
UUAGUUAUGGCAGCCACUAGAAAGCUUCAAGGUGAAAUUGAUCGGUGCCUUAAGAAAGUUACCGAGGGUGUUGAGACUUUUGAAGAUAUUUGGCAAAAAGUUCACAAUGCUACAAAUAGCAAUCAAAAAGAAAAGUACGAGGCCGACCUUAAAAAAGAAAUUAAAAAGUUACAAAGGCUACGUGAUCAGAUUAAAAGUUGGAUUGCGUCAGCAGAAAUCAAAGACAAAAGUUCAUUGCUUGAUUAUCGAAAGCUAAUAGAGACUCAAAUGGAAAGAUUUAAAGUAGUUGAACGAGAAACAAAGACUAAAGCUUAUUCUAAAGAAGGCUUAGGUGCUGCCCAAAAAUUAGAUCCUGCUCAAAAAGAAAGAGAAGAAACAAGUUCUUGGCUAACUCAAUCAAUUGAAUCCCUCAAUAUACAAAUGGAUCAAUACGAAUGUGAAAUGGAGUCAUUAUUAGUUGGAAAAAAGAAGCGAUUAGACAAAGAUAAACAGGAAAAACUAGAUGAAUUAAAAGCAAGAGUUGAACGACAUAGGUUUCAUAUACGGAAAUUAGAAACAUUGUUAAGAUUGUUAGAUAAUAUGUCUGUGGAAGUAAAAAAGAUUCGAACAAUUAAGGAUGAUGUAGAAUAUUAUAUUGAAGCCUCACAUGAAGAAGAUUUCAUGCAUAAUGACGAUUUAUAUGAUGAUAUAAUUGGUUCAGCUGAGCUUGAGUUAGGUGUUUCUGCUAACAGUUCUGCUGAAGCCAAUGGUACACCAACUAGCCAAACUACUAGUGUUGCUGGUUCAUGUCCAUCAUCUCCUGCUCCCACGUCACAAAAUCAUUCCAUAGAAGAACCUGUAUCUGUAUCGACAGUUGUGCUAACAGCAUCUAUCCCAGUGAUGACAACUACUAUUACUACAACUAGUGAAUCAAUUUCGUCGAUCUCUACAGUUCAAACAGUUGUCACAACUACUGCUAUCACUACUUCUACAGCUCCAGUUCUUGUUGCCGCAAUACCAACACCACUACAAACGCGGAAAAAGAAAGAUGAUUCAUCAAAGAGCACUGUGAAACCAACUCCAGUAAAAGUAAAUUCAUCAAGUAAUACAAACUCUACUGCUACCAUAAAAGCUCCAACAAUAGCAGCUGUUGUUAAAUCAUCUGUUACUAAUCAUAAUACCACUGCAUCUAACACAUCUCAAACUGUGUCUCAGUCAGUUACUACUCAAACUAGUACAACCACUGUUGGAAAUUUUGCUACUGUUGCUGCUUCAAAUCUUCAUAAUAAACAUGGUCAUGCACAGUCUGUUGAAAGCACUUCUGUUGUUACUUCAAUAACAACAUCUCCAUCACCAUACCCUGGAAGUAAUGUAUCCCCUGCACAAGUCAAUUCAAACAACACUGAUAGUGCUGUUAAUUGUGUUUCUACCACUCCUUCAUCGUUGAGUUCUACGACUUCACCUGUUCAAGUUGACUCCCAAGCAUCUUUAUCAUCGCUUAAAAUAAUGGCGCAAAACGCUAUUGACCAAGCUGGGAUUGAUGUUCCACAAAACACUUCAAACAUUAAAAAUGCAAACAUCAAUAUUAUUCAAAAUUCAAGUAGUCAUUUGAAUCUUCAACAACAGCAAUCACAACAGCCACCUGUUACAUUUGAAGCUAAUAUAUCUCCUUUAUUAGGGGUGGCUCCUUUAGGUCCAGUUCCACUGUCCAAAGAUCAUCAAUUUCAAUUUACAAUGCUUGAAUCUGCAUUUUUACACUUACCUCACCCUUCGGAUUCAGAAAGAAUUAAACUAUAUUUGCCACGAAAUCCAUGCCCUACGCCACAUUAUUAUAAUCAAGGACCACUUCCUCAUUCCGACAGUUUAGAAUUUUUUCAAAGGCUCUCAACAGAAACCCUUUUCUUUAUUUUCUACUACAUGGAAGGGUCUAAAGCACAGUAUUUGGCAGCUAAAGCAUUAAAAAAGCAAAGUUGGAGAUUUCAUACCAAAUAUAUGAUGUGGUUUCAACGGCAUGAAGAACCUAAGCUAAUUAACGAAGAAUAUGAACAGGGCACGUACAUUUAUUUUGAUUACGAGAAAUGGGGUCAACGGAAAAAAGAAGGCUUCACUUUUGAGUAUAAAUAUCUUGAAGACAGAGAAUUAAAUUGAACACCGCGUAGUUACACAUAGUCCUGUACUACAACAUAUUUCUAAAAAUGUAGUCCUGGUUUAAAAAAUGGAUUAUUUUUUUGUCCUUUCAACUUGUGAUAAUAACGUGAAAAUUGAAGAACAGGAUAUUGGAGUGUAAUAUUUUUUUAAAUUUAAAUAAGUCUUUGUUUUUAUGUAUAGUACAUAUUAACUAAGUGAUGUACGUAUUAACAGACUGCUUAAAAUUAAUUUUCCAAAUGAUUUAUUCUUAAACUAAGAAAUAAUUGGAUCUAUGACCCAAUAGCAUUUUUGCUGGGAGAACAUUAUAUUUUCUCUUUUAACCAGUAGAUUUCAUUAUUUUUUGUUUAAGUACUAGUGUACAAGUGUAAAAAAUUCAAAAUACGUUAAUAGAUUUAUUAUUAUUUCCCAACAUAGUUAAAAUUCUCAUAGUUUAAUGUUAGUGUUUUUCUGUAUUGUACUUUUUUGUACCUCAGGUUUUUUGUCUUUUAUGUUAUUAAAUCUGUGAUGCCAAAAAGUUAACUUCGUUUCUUGGUGUCAUUCAAAAAUUA